AUGUCAAACAAGGGGAAGGCGUGCGAGUCAGUCCGGGUUGUGGUCCGCUGCCGGCCGCCGAGCAACAAGGAGGCGUCGGCCGAGAAAGAGAACUCGGUCAUGGAAGUGGAUACCGAGUUGGGCCGCAUCUUCGUGCUUAAUCCGAGCGCGACACCCGGCGAGCCCGCCAAACAGUUCACCUUCCAUUCGGUGUUCGGAUGGGAGUCCACCCAGUGCGAGGUGUACGACGACGCCGUCAGGCCGGUGGUAGACUCUGUUUUGCUGGGAUUCAAUGGGACUGUUUUUGCCUAUGGACAGACCGGGACCGGGAAGACGUGGACUAUGAGGGGGGUGCCGGCCGACCCGGAAAAGCGGGGAGUCAUCCCCAACGCCUUCCAUCACAUCUUUGCCCAUAUCUCUCGCACCCGGGGGGAGAAGUACCUGGUCCGCUCCUCGUAUUUGGAGAUCUACCAGGAGGAGAUCCGGGACUUGCUGAUGGAAAACGGCCGAAAGCUGGAGCUGAAGGAGAGCCCCGAGGAAGGUGUGUACGUCAAGGACCUGUCCUGGGUGGUCACCAAGGACCCGGCCGAGAUGCACCACCUGCUGACGCUGGGUGACCGCUCUCGCUGCGUGGCCUCCACCAACGCCAACAGGCGCAGCUCACGCUCGCACGCCAUCUUCGCCGUGACGGUGGAAUGCGGGUCCGAGUCCGAGGAGCCAGUGCGGGUGGGCCGCCUCAACAUGGUGGACCUGGCCGGAAGUGAGCGGCAGAGUCGGACCGGGGCCCAGGGCGGGCGCUUGCGGGAGGCAGCCAAGAUAAACCUGUCGUUGUCCGCCUUGGGGAACGUCAUCUCGGCGCUGGCCGACGGCAAAGGCGGCCAUGUGCCCUACAGGGACUCCAAACUCACCCGCCUCCUGCGAGAUUCUCUGGGCGGUAAUGCCAAGACACUCAUGAUUGCCACAGUGGGGCCCUCGGAGCGCGAUCGCCACGAGUCCUUGGCCACCCUGAGGUACGCUGGCCGUGCCAAGAACAUCAAGAACAAACCCCGCGUCAACGAGGACCGCGAGGCUGCGCUACUUAGGGACUUCCAGAGGGAGAUCGCGAGACUAAAGGGGCUCCUGGAGGAGCGGGGCGCUCUGGCCAGGGAGCGGCGACAGAAGCGAAGAGAUAGCAAGAGACUCAGCAGGGACCUGCCGCAAAAUUGGAAUGAGGAGCACAACGAAGAAGUCAAGUGGCACCGCUCUAAUGGAAAUAUGGACGACGGCGGCUGGGAUCGUGAGGCCGUGGAGAAAAUCAUUGAGAAGUACAAGGCAAUGGAGAGCAAAUUAUUAGAGGGAGGCAAGACCAUCAUAGAUCACACCAACGAGCAGCAGAAGUUACUGGAACAGAAGCGGCAAGAGAUCGCUGACCAGAUCCGUCGAGAGAGAGAAAUUCAGCAGCAGAUGAUGCUGCAGGAUGAGGAGACCCUGGAGAUGAGGGAGACCUUCUCCUCCAUGCAGCAGGAAGUGGAGAUGAAAACCAAGAAGCUGAGGAAGUUGUACACUAAACUUCAGCUUGUAUGGGCCGAGAUGCGCGACGCCUUGGAUGAGCACGUCGCGACCAGACAGGAGCUUGAGGAGACACAGAACGAGCUCACCCGAGAGCUCAAGUACAAAUCCCUCCUGAUGGAAAAUUUUGUCCCUCCCGCCGAAAAGAAGAAGAUCAUCAACAGACUUAACUUUGAUAGCGAAGAAGAUCAAUGGAAGCUGAUGUCAGUCAUCCCAUCAGAGAGCGCGCCCACUCGGGUGAAGAGGAGACCUCUCUCCUCCAUGGGAUACAAGCGUCCCAUCAGCCAGUAUGCCCAAGCUGCUGUUGCCACAGCAACCGGGACCUCAUCCAGAUAUCAGGCUGAGAACAUCAUGCUUUUGGAGCUGGAUGUUUCUCCGCCCACCAUGUUGAGCCUCAAUCUGGAUGGGGCUCAUCUAGAGAGGGCCUUCUCCCCCAUCUUGAUGUCGGGACCCCAACCGGACAUUGUCAUGCGGGAGAGGACUGGGUCGUCAGCACGGGUCAGGAAGUCACGAUCAUGGUAUCAGGCUCCUCAAGCGGUCUGUCUUUCCACCUCGACAUCAUUUGCCACCCUGAGAUCACCGUCUCAGAGUCCGUGUGGCAAACCCAGACCUGCGUCAGCCACCUACAUCGUGCCCGAGGCCUCAUUUGAAACCAGCCCCUGA
Molecule: messenger RNA, 2190 nt
Organism: Nerophis lumbriciformis (worm pipefish)
Lineage: Eukaryota; Metazoa; Chordata; Actinopteri; Syngnathiformes; Syngnathidae
Source: RefSeq, a predicted model, not a curated record